This is a messenger RNA of Octodon degus (degu), 1665 nucleotides long. RefSeq names its product WD repeat domain 41 (gene Wdr41). Gene Ontology annotation, cellular component: lysosomal membrane. Gene Ontology annotation, biological process: regulation of autophagy. The coding region runs from base 166 to 1545 and encodes 459 amino acids. Gene Ontology annotation, molecular function: protein binding. The transcript is spliced from 13 exons. The record is from RefSeq and is a predicted model, not a curated record. Lineage: Eukaryota; Metazoa; Chordata; Mammalia; Rodentia; Octodontidae.
CGGGAGCUGGGCUGCCUCUGCGGCCUUCCGCUUGGCUCCCCCAAACCGGCGCUCAGCCCCCUGCACACCCACGACCCGGGGGCAAACCUGGGGCGCACAGUACUCGGGUCUCCACUGCGAGGCAGCCGGCGUGGUCCCUAGCGGCGGGACGCGGCCGCCGCCCGCAUGCUGCGCUGGCUCAUCGGGGGAGGCCGCGAGCCCCAGGGGCUGGCCGAGAAAUCUCCAUUACAGACAAUAGGUGAAGAACAGUCCCGGAACCCCUACACAGAACUGCUUGUGCUGAAAGCACACCAUGACAUUGUAAGAUUUCUAGUACAGCUGGAUGACUACAGAUUUGCAUCUGCUGGUGAUGAUGGAAUUGUAAUUAUAUGGAAUGCUCAGACUGGAGAAAAACUUGUGGAACUCAGUGGACAUACUCAGAAGAUAACGGCUAUUGUUACAUUUCCUUCCUUGGAAUCUUGUGAAGAAAAAAAUCAACUCAUCCUGACAGCCUCUGCCGAUCGAACAGUUAUUGUGUGGGAUGGCAAUGCUGGCAGACAAGUUCAGAGGGUAUCGUGCUUCCAGUCCACAGUGAAGUGUUUAACUGUUCUUCAGAGACUGGAGGUUUGGCUCUCUGGUGGGAAUGACUUAUGUGUGUGGAACCAAAAAUUAGAGCUCCUGUGUAAGACCAGCCACAUUUCUGAUACAGGGAUCAGUGCUUUGGCUGAAAUACCUAAUAACUGUGUUGCAGCCGCAGUUGGCAAGGAACUGAUAAUUUUCAGGUUAGUAGCCCCCACUGAAGGAUCAGUGGAAUGGGACAUCAUUGAGGUCAAGCGGCUCCUGGAUCACCAGGACAAUAUUCUCUCCCUGGUUAAUGUCAAUGAUGUGAGUUUUGUUACCGGUUCGCAUGUCGGGGAGCUGAUCAUCUGGGACAUCCCGGGGUGGACCGUGCGGGCCUAUGAGCGCAGCUUCUGGGACCCAGCUCCACAGCUGGACGUCCAGCAAGAAAUCAGACUCUGUCAAAAACCAAAUGACGUUUCUAUUCAUCAUUUCACAUGUGAUGAAGAGAAUGUAUUUGCCGCAGUCGGGAGGGGCCUGUAUGUGUACAACCUCCAGAUGAAGCGUGUCAUUGCCUGCCAGAAGACCGCACAUGACUCCAAUGUCCUGCACAUCGCCAGGCUGCCAAACAGGCAGUUAACCUCCUGCUCAGAAGAUGGCAGUGUACGCAUUUGGGAGCUACGAGAGAAACAGCAGCUGGCAGCUGAGCCGGUACCAACAGGUUUUUUUAAUAUGUGGGGAUUUGGAAGAAUGAACAAACAAGCCACCCAACCUGUUAAAAAGCACCAAGAAAAUGGCACUUCGUGUUCACUGGAGCUCAUUGGCGAUCUCAUUGGACACUCGUCCUCCGUGGAGAUGUUUUUGUAUUUUGAAGAUCACGGACUAGUGACUUGCUCUGCGGAUCAUCUCAUUAUCUUGUGGAAAAAUGGAGAGCGAGAAUCUGGAUUACGCAGCUUGAAAUUAUUCCAGAAACUAGAGGAGACUGGGGACUUGUACCGUGCUGCCUAGUGUAAAGGAGCAGGAGUACACUUGGAUGAGCCUGCAGCACCGAGUACAGCCUCAUGCCCUGUACUAGUAGUGCACUGAUCACUUAAACUUGCAGUUUUUGACAAACUAUACAACUGUGUG